Molecule: messenger RNA, 3460 nt
Organism: Choloepus didactylus (southern two-toed sloth)
Lineage: Eukaryota; Metazoa; Chordata; Mammalia; Pilosa; Megalonychidae
Gene: UBR7
Product: ubiquitin protein ligase E3 component n-recognin 7
Exons: 11
Coding region: 1-1278 (425 amino acids)
Cellular component (GO): cytoplasm
Molecular function (GO): zinc ion binding; ubiquitin protein ligase activity
Source: RefSeq, a predicted model, not a curated record
AUGGCCGGAGCUGAGGGGCCUGCUGGGCGGCAGUCGGAGCUGGAGCCUGUGGUAUCGUUGGUCGACGUACUUGAGGAGGACGAGGAGCUGGAGAAUGAGGCGUGCGCAGUACUGGGCGGCAGCGACUCCGAGAAGUGCUCCUAUUCGCAGGGCUUAGUAAAGAGACAAGCACUAUAUGCCUGUAGUACCUGCACCCCAGAGGGAGAAGAACCAGCUGGAAUUUGCCUAGCUUGCAGUUAUGAAUGUCAUGGAAGUCAUAAACUAUUUGAGCUAUACACAAAAAGAAAUUUUCGUUGUGAUUGUGGAAACAGCAAGUUUAAAACUUUGGAAUGCAAAUUAUUUCCUGAUAAAGCAAAAGUAAAUUCAGGCAAUAAGUACAAUGACAACUUUUUUGGAUUGUACUGUAUUUGCAAGAGACCUUAUCCUGAUCCUGAAGAUGAGAUUCCAGAUGAGAUGAUCCAGUGUGUAGUCUGUGAAGAUUGGUUCCAUGGAAGGCAUCUUGGUGCCAUUCCCCCCGAGAGUGGGGAUUUCCAGGAGAUGGUGUGCCAGGCUUGUAUGGAACACUGCUCUUUCUUGUGGACUUAUGCUGCACAAUUGGCAGUGACCAAAAUAUCUGCCGACGAUGAUGGGUUGGUACUGAAUGGGGAUGGAAUGGGUGAUAAGGAAGUUAUCAAAACUGAAAAUGGAGGUCAUCAAAAUAGUAUCCUCAAAGAGGAUGUCCCAGAAGAUGGAAAAGAUGCCAUCAAGGAAGUUAAAUCAGAGCAGAAUAAUGAACCAUGUACCAGCUCUAGUUCUGAAUCUGAUCUCCAGACAGCAUUUAAGAAUCAAAGUCUCAACACAGAAUCAGAAUCCGGCUGCAAACUUCAGGCACUUAAAGCUAAGCAAUUUGUAAAGAAAGACACUGCCACCUAUUGGCCCCUGAACUGGCGUAGCAAGUUAUGUACCUGCAAAGACUGUAUGAAAAUGUAUGGAGAUCUAGAUGUCCUGUUCCUGACAGAUGAAUAUGACACAGUCCUGGCUUAUGAAAACAAAGGCAAGAUUGACCAGGCAACUGACAGGAGAGACCCUUUAAUGGAUACCCUUAACAGCAUGAAUAGAGUGCAACAAGUGGAACUUAUUUGUGAAUACAAUGACUUGAAGACUGAGCUUAAAGACUAUCUCAAGAGAUUUGCUGAUGAAGGAACGGUUGUUAAGAGAGAAGACAUCCAGCAGUUCUUUGAAGAAUUUCAGUCAAAAAAGAGAAGAAGAGUGGAUGGGGUGCAGUAUUAUUGCAGCUAGAAUGGAGCAUGAGCCUGCUCUUUCAGGCCAAUGAAAAUGCCACUUACUAUUCCGGGAAUAAAAGAGGCAUGUUUCACAUUUGGUCCACUUUCCAUCCUCCCCUCUUCCAAGAGGCCUCCUCCUCCAGCCUUGUGCUUCCCUCCUUCCCCGUAACUUGCGUAGCCACAGUGUUGAUGCUGAUUUCACAGCCAGCAUUCUCAUUAAUGACUCAGCUAAAUGCAACAUACUCCACAAACUCUAGACGCCCCCCCUUACUCCGAUACACCCGUUGGUUAUUUGCUUUUAAGUUUUAAGAAGUUUGCUUUGAUUUUAAGAAAUUAAAUUGGUUUCUUUAACUCCUUACUAUGUCUACUUUGCCACAGAGCUAUUGUAUUCCAAGACCCGCUUUGUGGGGCAUUGCGGACGGCUCUCUUCUGUAAGCUAGGACCCGACCCCUCUGGGUUCCCCACCCUAUGAGAGUGGUGCUUUGGGUCAGAGCUUCCUGAAGCCUGGUCUGCUCCUUCCCCCACAUCCCUGCUUUUUGAGGGUUGGUGAUGGCUGAGAAAGGGACCUUUGAAGUAUUUUCUUCUGGGCCUCCCCUCCCAAAUGGCCACGCCAAUGGAUUUCUGACCUGGAUGUCUGGCACAGGCAGGGAGAUGGGAUGAUGGCAGAAUUGAGGAAACAACCUUUGUUAUGAUUUUUACUAGUGAAUUUAAAGUGACAUGUUCAUUCACAAUUCUGCUGGCACUAGAAUAUUAGAAUUUCUGUACUAUAGCGCUCACAGGGCUUCCUGGAGAAAAUUGGCCAGUAUACUAGUCCCUUUUCUGCUGCCUAGUGAAAUAGACCAGGUACUACCCCUGUAAAAAUCUUGGUGGUUUACAAAGUCUUUUGGAUUUCUUUAUACUAUCAGGGAUAUUCAUAUGCAUAUAUUAAAAACAAACCUAUUUUGAUAUUGUUCUGUUAUGAAAAUGUUAUUAGAACCUCAAUAAAUUAUUUUUUCCCCUUAAAUCUGUACUUAAGAAAAAAAACAUACUGACUUGGCUCAAGCAAGCAGGGAAGCACUUGCCGUUUUGGAAGAGGCUGGCUCUGGAAGAGAUUCCGAACAAGGUCCUAGGCUGCAUGAAUGAUGAGUUUUAUGUAUAUAAACUUUAUGUCCACAGCUGGUUCCUUAAUGACUAUGAAAUCUUCUUUUGAAGAUACCCAAGGAAUAUUGUAUAAAGCCCCAUAUUUGAGGAGAAGUCCUUUUAGUUGGUGUGAAAUCUCCUUAAAGGCCCCCAGUCUAUGUGGAAAAUACCCUUUGAUAAAUGCAGAGCAUUCAGUUGUUCUUUCCCUCUGGAGCAAUGAGGUCUUUCCUGACAAUAGAUGGCACAUUUUGAGGUAUGUGACCAUAAGCAUUUUAAGCUUUGGGGCCAGUAUUCGUUUGUGUGCCUGGCAGUCACCAUGUAUAUGAUGGCCUACCAAUACCUGGACAAGAUGAACCUGACUUAAAAAAAAGCCAAGGUCUCAAAGAAAUGGUAUACCCACUAAACUGCCUAAUUACAGAUAUGGAUCCUCAUGAAGAUGUGUGGAGCCAGAAGGUCUGUGGCAGCUGGAGGUGCUUGUGUGCCCCAAGCUGGCCUUGUAGAGAAGCUGGGUUAAAAAGCUCAGGGUGUUUUUGAGAUUGUUUACAAUCAACAGCUUGGGAACUUUUUUCUAAGUCUGAGGAUUUUUUGAACUCCUGCACAGUUGCACUAUUUGUGUACCAUUGUGGCCUAAAAGUUUAUACAGUCUGAAAUUUCUGAUUUAGCUACCAGAAAGUUCUUUAUUUCCUCUCAUAGGUCAGGACCAAGUUUCACAGGUGAUGUAUUACAGUGCAGCACAUAACUGCAGAUCACCCCAGUGCUGAAGGGCUUGUUUUAUGAAAGGUACUGUUCCUUCUUUACAUUACAUUAACCAGGAAACCUUUCUUACCUGUUGUUCAUAACUAGUUUUCUUAUUGACUGUGUUGGACCAUCUCUUCUUGUAGAGACUGAUUUUGGCCAUUAUGAGGCAGUUGAUACUAAUGCAUGUUUUAUGCAAAACAAGAAUAUGAUAUUAGUUGCUUUUAAGGAAUUCUGGCAUCGUAUGAGCAUUUUUGUAGAAACUGUUAUUGAACUUAUAACUACAUACUUAACUCCAAUCAGGUUUCUGUAAAAAUUGAAAUAAAACCAAUUCAAAAUAGUGA